Molecule: messenger RNA, 7529 nt
Organism: Strongylocentrotus purpuratus (purple sea urchin)
Lineage: Eukaryota; Metazoa; Echinodermata; Echinoidea; Camarodonta; Strongylocentrotidae
Gene: ros1
Product: proto-oncogene tyrosine-protein kinase ROS
Exons: 23
Coding region: 110-4420 (1436 amino acids)
Biological process (GO): cell surface receptor protein tyrosine kinase signaling pathway; multicellular organism development; positive regulation of kinase activity
Cellular component (GO): signaling receptor complex; membrane
Molecular function (GO): protein binding; ATP binding; transmembrane receptor protein tyrosine kinase activity
Source: RefSeq, a predicted model, not a curated record
CUUUCAGAGCGCUUCCUAUAACAUCAAAAAUCUGACACCGUUUCAAUCCCUUGACAUCACGAUCAGUCCCUACACCUACUGGGCCACGACGCCAGAAACGGCUGCCCAGAUGAUGUCACCUAUGUCAGUUCCCUCAGUUCCUCUCAACCCAAGAGCCUUCGCCAUAGACUCCACAGACAUCAUGACAGGAACCACCAUGUAUUCAGCUGAAUUUCGCUGGUCCGAGCCUGCAGAGAUCAAUGGUGUUUUUGAAGGGUAUAAUGUGUCAUGGGGAACAGACGUGGAGCAGCUCACGGUGUUCAAUGUCAGCGUAGAUGUAGAUGUGUUUUCAUUCGCCAACCUCACAGCUAACACCACAUACUUCUUUCAGGUGGAAGGCUUUACAUCUGUAGGUAGUGGACCAGCUACAGACCCUGUCAGUAUCACCACAGGAGUGUCUCCUCCCCCACCGACCAUAGUGGUGAGCAAAGGAAACGCAGGAGUAACUCUGACUGAUCCGGACACCAAAGAAGAGAUCCCACUGCUUGGAGGCAUAGCCAUCUCAGUCGUUGCCUUUGUUGCUAGCGAGGAUAAGGUCUUCUUCGUAGAGACUUCAGGGGAUCUAGAGAUCUACAGGAGCAAACUGGAUGGGUCAGAUCGUGAGGAGCUUCUGGAGCUGGGCAAUCAGCAGCCAUACCAGGCAGGUUUCGUCAUCGACUGGGUCUCACAGAUAUUGUACUGGAGUGACAAUAGUGCCAUCUAUAGCUUCGAUACCACUCUACCUGUUUCCAUGGCAAUUAUGGAGGAGGUGUACGAAGCACCAGAGGGAAACACAGUCGAGGGAAUCAGUGUGAAUCCGCAUGGAAACUCUCUGGUAUGGGCUGAGAACACCCAAUCAACAUCAAUACUGAUGACCUCUGACCUCAACGAGUGGGUUCCCACCCCAUUGUUUGGUGCCACCAACAGUCAGCGGAAAAGACGGGCUACAGAGAACUGCACAUGCUCAGACACCUUGACCCCUGGGUCGGCGGUGUACAUUGACAGUUCAAACGCGGAUGCUCCAACUCUCUUCUUUGUUGAUGCGACCUCUGAUGACCUUUGGAUCUCUGACCUUGCUGGAUGCCAGUGUGAAAGGCUCUUUGAGGCAGCGUCACAAGCCCAAUCAGGCCUCCCACCAGACUCUCUAUCCGUAGACAGCAGCCGGGUCUAUUGGUCCAACACAGCUCAGGGUGUGGUGGCCAGUAUUGACAAGCAGACUGGUGCAGAUUUUCAGGGCCAGACUGACCAGACUGAUGUGAAUUUUGUGCUGACGUAUGGUACCAGUCUUCAACCUUAUCCAGCUCCUGAGUGCCUUGCACCGUCCGACUACACAGACCCAACACAGCUAUCAGCUGCAAGAAGUGAUAGUUUGACCGUGACCUUUGACCCUGUGUCAGAAUGCGAGGGAGUGAGUACGGCGACAGCUAUCUAUGCUGUAAGCUAUGCCAUGGUGGAAAGCGAGAGCUCUGAUCUGAACUGCACUACUAGCAACCUUACAUGCUCUUCAGAGGAGACCACAUCAAACCAGGCAAUGCUGGAUGGCCUGGAACCCUACACCUUCUAUGUGACCCAGGUCUCUGUAAGGAACCUCUACUCCAUGGGAACACCUGUCCUUGGACCUGUGGCUAUCCAUAGGACAAGUCCUGGAGUGCCAACUGCUGCACUGAUGGUGGCUGUUGCUGUCCUCACCCCGACCGAAGUAAACGUGACCUGGUCGCGACCUCUAGAGGUCAACGGGCCGCUGGAGGAGCUUCGGUUCAGGGUCAAGAUCUCUACGGAAACUACAGAAUUCAGGACAGGCUAUGUUGAUAGUCCAGUCGGUGGAGAUGGUCAAUACUCACUGAUUAUAAGUGAUGGGCUUGCUGCUGCCACCGAGUAUACUUUCAUUGUUGAGUCCUACCAAGCCUCAAUAUCUUCAGACUCCUUCAGCAUGAGUCAGCCAGAGACAGAGACGACCUUCCAGGAGCCAGCCAUGGUGGAAGAGACGUCCAAGACCAGUACCACCCUGUCAGUCUCCUGGCUGGCUCCUGAUGAUGAUAGUGUCAUGUUCCAUUGGAUCCAGUAUAGAGAGGAUUCCUCUUCCGAAUGGCAGGAUGCUCUCACAAGCAACACAACCUCAGGGGUCCGGUACAACGUAACAAUCGGUGAGGGGGAGAUAGACCCCCUCCUCCCCUACACUGACUAUCAGGUGCGCUCCAGGGUUCUUUAUAGAUCUGGUCAGGAGUAUGACUACACUGGGAAUGAAGAUCUUUUAUUAUCAUCAAGAACUGAAGCUGACAGCCCAGAUGCCCCAGGGGUCCCCACAGUAACAGAGACAGGAACAGAUCCAGUAACUUACGUGGUUCGAUGGACAGAACCGAACAGAGCUAAUGGACCUGGACGUCUUCAAUAUACACUUGAAACACGAGCUAUGUCUACGGGAGAGUGGAACCAAGUCUAUGACGGUCUUAAUACCAAUUGGAUCAUAGUUGACCUCCUGGUGGGCGACUCGUACAGCUUUCGGGUCAAGGCCAGGAAUAAUGACUAUGAGGGACCAUACAGUCCUACCAGCGACGCUGCGGUCUUACCCAAUCCUUCAACUGACAGUACAGUAUAUAUCAUCAUAGGAGCCGUGGUAGGCGUUCUGGUCAUUGUAGCCAUCAUCAUUAUUGUUCUAGUUUGCCGUCAUCGGAAGAGUGAUGGGGGCAAGUGGCCGCAGUUCCAGGAAGACGUGGAGCUCGCUCAGCUCAGAAAUUAUCCCAACAUGGCGAUACGUCAGGAAAACUCUAACUAUGCUGUCACACAUGAUGGCAAGGAAGUUCUUCUUCCUAUAUUCCAGAGAGAGAGACUCAAGUUGAUCACCUUCCUUGGGAGUGGUGCGUUCGGUGAGGUGUUUGAGGGAUCUGCCCUUGAUAUCCUUGGAGACGGGACUGGCGAAGCUAGAGUUGCGGUGAAGACUUUACGAAAGGGAGCUACUGAUGAAGAUAAACAGGAAUUCUUGAAGGAAGCCACUGUUAUGGGAAAAUUCAAGCAUCCCAACAUUGUAUUACUGAUGGGUGUGUGCCUCGACAAUGACCCACAAUACAUCAUCCAAGAGCUGAUGGAAGGCGGAGAUCUUCUCUGUUACAUCAGAGCAGCGAGGAUGCCAGCUCCUACCAAUAGCAAGAUUACACUCAUGGACCAAAUUGAGAUCAUUCUGGAUACGGUCAAAGGAUGCGAGCAUUUGGAAGAAUUGCAUUUUGUGCAUAGGGAUCUUGCAGCAAGGAACUGUCUCGUGUCCACCAAGUCUUACGAAGCUCACGAGCGAGUGGUCAAGAUAGGUGACUUUGGCCUGGCCAGAGACAUCUACAAGAAUGACUACUACCGCAAAGAGGGCGAGGGCCUCCUCCCUGUCCGCUGGAUGGCUCCAGAGGGCCUGAUGGACGGCUACUUCAGUGUCCAGUCUGACGUCUGGGCAUUUGGUAUCUUGAUGUGGGAGGUCAUGUCAAGAGGUCAGCAACCAUAUCCUGCCAGGUCAAACGUAGAGGUCCUAAGGUUUGUAGAGGCUGGUGGAAGGCUGAGUCAACCGGAUCAAUGCCCUGAUGAAAUUUACAUGAUGAUGAGACGAUGCUGGGAGCGAUCAACUGAAGAUCGGCCAUCUUUCAAGAUGCUGAAGGAGAUGAUCCAAGAUUACAGGAGGAAAUCAGUUGGACCAAAUGGAGCUGAUAACUUUGCAUUUGAAGGAGAUGGCAAAGUGGAUUACUCUCGUCUCAAGGAUAUCCCUCCAGAGAUGGAAGACUACCUGCUACCGAUUGAUAGCAAGGGAGACAUCAUCAAGGACAAACCCAACAUCGAGCUCCCGCCCGACAUUGACUACGACCUCGCCGAGAAGGAUCUCGCCAGUGCAUCCUUUAAAGAGGAACAGAAGAAGGAGAAAAGGAAAGGCAGCAAGAAAGGCAGCCUUAGAGGGCGGUUACCCGGUGGAGCGUCCGCGGCAGAUCCGACGCCACGCCUUGAGGCGGCGCUCCAUGAUCUAGAGAACAACCGUGAGCGAGGGCGGGACAUUGAUGAUCAGAGAUACCUCAAGUAUCCUGUAGGAUCUGUCAGCAAGGCAACAGGAGCGGGCGUGGCCAAUGCAACAGAUGGAGCAGUUGGGGGCGCAACGGGCCCAGCUGUGGACGAUGGCAGUGCGGAAGGCGCGGUUGGGUACUCCGCGGGCGCGACCAUGAAUGGUGACGCCCCAAACAGGACUGACCUGUCAAAUUACGCGCAGGCGGGAAAGCGGCAUCCAAACCCGUUUCGCGCCAACUCAAUGGAGGAGCUUGAUGGGUACGAUAAUCUUUCCUUUGCUUCAUCAGGUGCUAAGGCAUCAGGAGGAGCCAAGCCAUCCGGAGGCAUCUCUGUUACGGGGGAUAUCACAGCAACGGACUAUGCCAAUGUAUAACGCUUUCUUGAUAGCCAUCUCAAGCUAUUUAUAGCACAAAACUCUUUGAUCAUAUCCGUGUUAGACAUGUUUUUCGAGGCUACCACAUUGAGAUAAUCUUCAUCAACAUCAAAAGUGAAGAUUCUUGGAUGCCUUGAAAUGCAGGAAGCUCGUAUGCAAGGUUAGAAGCUGUCCACGCUCACCUUAUUCUGUUGAAUGAAUGUUGAUUUUUGGCAUAACGUGCAUUUUGAAUUAAUAGUGCCCAGGCCCAGUUUUUUAUGGCUAUGUAUUCAGUGGGUUGACUAGAAAAUUUCUGAAGGAGCUGAUCUCUCAAUGAUAUAACAUAAAACUUUGAACUAUACAUCCAGCGAAAUAGUGUGUGUAUGAUUUAAACUAUGCUAAUGUGAUGAAAUGCCAAUAUGAAUUCAAUUUUAUUAUAGUGAAUACAGCAAUGUAUCUUAGACAGCUGAAUGAAACAUCUCGUAUUUAAGUGAAGAGGCCUUUAAAAAAUUAUCAGACCUUCCAUAUUUAAUAUCAAGAAGUGAUGAAAUAUUGAUGUGUAUAUUUAAUGUUGAAAUUGAUCUUCGUAGCUUCUAAAUGGGAAUGAAUUGGAAUUGAAUCACUACUAUGUUUGUGUGCUCCAUCCGUUCAGAUCUAGCCUAUUAAAGAGGCAAGGGGGAACUUGUGAGAAAUGCAGAAAGAAGAUGUCUAUUUAUCUUUUGAAUAUUUGCAUAAAAUUCCUGUUGACAUAUAUAAUGACAGCAUUUUGCCCACAGCAUUCCCUCAAAUUCAUAAUGUUUGCUUAUUUAGACAAGACAGACAAUAUGCUUGUACAUGACUACCAGACAAGGUUUGAUAUUUAAUUUCCAUUCUAGUUCCAUUUUAUAGUCAUAUAUAUUUUUGUUUUUAAAAUGAUUUCCGUUUUGGGAAAAAUGUGUAUAUUUCUGGUGCUUUUAGUUUCAUUUUAUAUUGUUAUUUGCCGUUCAGGUCUAGAGUGUAUGCUGCAGUGUAGAUCUUUUGUACCGCUUGCAUUUUAGGAGACUUUAUUCUUCAUUUAUUGAUACUUUUAUAAGGGUAUGCUGGACAUACAUUUAACAUUCAUUUCUUGUACUUAUCGUUCUGGUUUGCCAAUAGCGAAGGUUUGCAAAUGGAGUAGAAGCUGCAAAAUGCACUGAAUGGAAAUAACAGAAUUACCUCUACUUAAAUUUUUGUAAGAAAGGUCUUGAAUUGUUUUACUAUUCUAAUACAUUUGAUAUUAUUUUUCAGGAUAAACAGAGAGAGAGAGAGAGAGAGAUUUUUGUAUAAAAUAACAUCACCGCACACUAAAUCUAAAACUAAUGAAUGAUACAGUUUCCAGGAGAUUCCAAGUGCUUAUUUAAACGAGAGAAAGAGAGAUUUCUUCAUACUUUUGUUGCAUUUUUAUUUUUAUUUUUAUUUUUCAGGUUUAAUUCACUGUAAUGAUUGAUCUUCCAUCGAUACUGAUUUUAGAUUGGAUUGAAACUCCUUAUAAAUGAAAGCAGUGUUUGUCAAAAUUUGAAAGUUGUGAAUUAGGCAAAUUAAUCGCUUUAAUGUUGGAAAGGAAAUGAACUUAAUGAAGGAAGAUACAUUUAUGAAAUCUACUCUAAAUGCGGGAUUGAUAUAACAUAUAAUGAUCUCAUUUAUUCUACUAGAAUGGAUAGACUGAUGCAAAAUUAAAUUAUUGUGAUGCCUGCGACUUUCUCAACAUUGUCUUUGUACUUUUCAUUUACUGACACACAAAAAAAAAGAACUCUGAAAGGGUAAUAAACAGCUGAAAACCUAAAAAAUGAACCCCAGGUCAGACUGAUAUGGUAUUAUUCAAAACUGCUACUAUGAUGCUUUCAGCAUUCAUACUCAUCAUAUAAGAUGCUCUAGGUGCUCUAAUAGUAACCCAGCUAUAGCCAAGGCUACCGAGAUAGAAAAUAGUAUCUUCUUUUAGAAGAAAACAAAGAAGCAAAACAAAGAAGCAAGCAAACAAGCAAGCAAACUAGUAAUACAAUUUUUUUCUUCUUGGGGGCGGGGGUUGUUUACAUAGUCAAAUUAAACAUAAAAUCUCUAUCUAUGAACUUUGUAUUCUGAUGACCUAUACAACUUCAUUUUAUGAAAUUAUAGAAAGUUGUAUAUUCACACAUUUUUACAGAUGUUCAUUUUUAUUAAAGAUGGGCUGUGUUGAUUUGGAACUUUGUUUUAAAAGGUAUUAUAUAGGAUAUAUGAAGGAAAAAAAUGGUGCUUUAUGUAUAAUUGUGAUUCUGUACCCGAUGUGCCUCUGUUGACAUUUGCUGCUUCUGCGAAUUAAGUUAUAACUUUAUUUACUCAAUGAAAUUAAGAGCAAUGUAGUGAAUAUUUAAUGUAAAAUCUACUUAUCCAAAAAUUAUAGUACUAUGAAUAUAUUUUCUAAGUUAUAUUUGGGAAUGUUUCAAGUAAACGCUGUCUAUAUCAUAUGUAUUUCGUUUACCCAUAGUUUCUGUAUUUAGACCAAGAUUGUACUCAAUCAUAAUUAAAUCAGUACUGGAACAAUAUAUUGUAUAUUCAAGUAUAUUCUUGCUUCCCAUCACAUGUUACUCAUUAUACAUACAGUCAACCAUGCAAAAGUCAAACUCGCAUAUGUUAAAGGUAAUCGCAAAACUUCUCGUCUGUGUUUUUUUUACCCAUGUAAAUUGAAUCUUAUCUAAGGAGAAGCAAUUUGAUAUUAAGUCCCAGUCGAUACGACUUGCACAAAUUUGACUGUAUUGGGUAUCUGUAUAUAAUGUAUCCAUAUGUCGAUCAUUCAAAAUGAGCAAGGUCUUGUUUCGACAGUACAUGUAUAAUGAGUUCGAGAAUGAAUUUUCUAGAAAUUAUAUACAAUGUAAUUGAAUUAUUCCAGAAUAUUGUAUUCAUAAAGCUAGCAUUCCUAAUCUAAUACGUGCCUUGCAUGUAAUUGUUAUGUAGAAAUUUUGUUAGUUAAUCAAAAUGUAAAUAUCAUAUACAUUCAUGUUCAUAUUUAUAUAUUUUAUAUACUUUUCAUGUCUUAUUUGAAGGGAGAAUGAAAUUGAUUUUUUUUUUACAGUUAUUUAAAUCUAUCAAUCAAUUGAUUAAAGUGAGUGAUAACAACUCUGUGGUGAAUUUUAUGAAA